AUGAUUUCACUGAUAAAUCAAUCAUUGAAAUCAAUUAAGAAAUUAAAUGUUACAAAUUUAAUUUAUUUAAAUAAUAGUUGUAAUAAUAAUAAUAAUAAUAAUAACAAGAAUAGAAAUUAUUGUAAUAAUAAUAAUAAUAAAAGUAGAAAUAUUGGUGAAGAUGAUAUAGUUGUUGAAUCAACUACUACUACAACGACAACGACAAUCAAACAAAAUGUACAUUUGGGACCAAGUUAUACAUAUCUUUGGAACAGUGGUCAAAUUGGAUCUCUAAAGAAUACAGAGUCAUUCAAUAUAUCACCAUCGACAUCUGUAUCGACCACACCAAACAACACUCAAACACAUCAUUCCGUAUUAAAUCUAUCACUUGAUCAAUUAAUUAAUAUGUAUAAUAAUAGACAUUUUAUAGAUUUAAGUUAUGUUCCUACUUUGGAUCCACAGGAUGUAUUCAUAAAUAGUGAAUUAAAGCUGAGUGAAAUUCAAGUGUUUGGUUUCGAUUAUGACUAUACACUUGCCAACUACAGUGACCAGGUUCAGCAUUUGAUCUACGAGUUGUCGAUCAACUACUUGGUAGACGAACUAAAGUAUCCGACAGCAUUAAAAGACCUAAAGUAUGACGCCAGUUUUGCAAUCAGAGGUCUUCACUACGAUAUGAAGACUGGUCUACUCAUGAAGUUGGAUUUCCUUAAUAACAUACAGGCCGGUGCUGUCUAUUACGGAAGAAGAUCUUUGAGUAAAGAAGAUACCAUAUCUGUUUAUGGUUCAAUGCAAUUAAGAAAACAGUAUUGUGAAAAUAAUUUAAAGACUAUGAGUGAUAUUUUUUGUUUACCAGAGGCAUGUCUAAUUAGUGAUAUCACCCAAUUCCUUAAUGACAAUAACUUUUCUUUUGAACCAAGAAUCAUCUAUGACGACAUCACCAAAGCAGUAUCGAAAGUACAUCUCAGUGGAAGUCUACACAAUAGAAUCAUCAAUGAUUUUCCACUCUAUCUAAACAAACAUCCAUUGCUAGGUGAUUUCCUAUUAAAGUUGAAAUCUGCUAACAAAAAGUUAUUUUUAUUAACAAAUAAUUCAUUCUUUUUCGCUAAUCGUGGUAUGCAAUAUUUGUUGAAUGAUCAACUCGGUGGAAAAUACCAUGAUUGGACAGAGCUGUUCGAUGUAAUCAUUACACAGUGUGACAAGCCAACAUUCUUUGGCCGUGGUCGUCAAUUUAGAUCGUUCGAUAUCAACUCGGAUGAGAGAUACGAUUGGAGUAAUAUCACAGAGUUCAAGCCUGGAAAGGUGUAUGUAGGUGGUAGUCUAAAUCAGUUUACCAGCAUCAGCAAGUGGAAGGGAAGAAGUGUAAUGUAUUUUGGAGAUCAUCUUUUCAGUGAUCUCGUUGAACCAUCCACAAGAGAAGGUUGGCGAACCGGUGUCAUCAUCAAAGAAUUGGAGACUGAAGUAGAAAUUCAAAACUCUCCAAAAUACAGAGAGAAUCUUGCUCAAUUAUUACAGAUCGAGGAUACAAUGAGAAAAUGUCAAUUCUUUAGUGGAAGAGAGAAAGAUGUAUUUUUAGAGGCAUUAAAAACUGAAAGAUAUUCCAAGAGAUUGGCAUUGAAAGAACCUUUCAAUCCAAAUUUUGGUAGUCUAUUUAGAACUCAUACAAAUGCAACCAUGUUUGCUUAUUCUUUACAUCGUCAUGCCGAUAUCUACACCUCAAAGAUUGAAAAUUUAAUUUCAUAUCCAUUGGACUAUGUAUUCUACCCAAGUCGUAAUUAUUUACCUCACGAAUUCAAACUAAAUUAA
Molecule: messenger RNA, 1782 nt
Organism: Heterostelium album PN500
Lineage: Eukaryota; Evosea; Eumycetozoa; Acytosteliales; Acytosteliaceae
Product: HAD-IG family 5'-nucleotidase
Exons: 6
Coding region: 1-1782 (593 amino acids)
Molecular function (GO): 5'-nucleotidase activity
Source: RefSeq, a predicted model, not a curated record